Messenger RNA from Leucoraja erinaceus (little skate), 965 nucleotides. It is a transcript of the gene desi1a, whose product is annotated as desumoylating isopeptidase 1a. The transcript is spliced from 6 exons. The coding region runs from base 146 to 646 and encodes 166 amino acids. Gene Ontology annotation, molecular function: peptidase activity. Gene Ontology annotation, biological process: protein modification by small protein removal. Lineage: Eukaryota; Metazoa; Chordata; Chondrichthyes; Rajiformes; Rajidae. The record is from RefSeq and is a predicted model, not a curated record.
AUUGCGAGGCCCCCCCCCCGGGUGCGGUAGCGCCCGCCCGCCCCGCGCUCACAGUGAAACCGCCGCCGGCGUCGAGCGAGUCUGCCCGCCCGCCCCGCUCCGCUCUCACAGUGAAGCCGGCUCCGAGUGAGCGAGUCCGCCCGCGAUGGAGACGGCGCCGCACCCCGUCAAACUCUACGUCUACGACCUCUCCCGCGGCCUCGCUCGACAGUUCAGCCCCUUCAUGCUCGGAAAACAACUUGAUGGAAUAUGGCAUACUGCAAUAGUUGUGAACGGAGAAGAGUUCUUCUAUGGUUCUGGUGGAAUCGCGAACUGUCAGCCGGGUGGGACCUUGCUUGGACCACCAGACACUGUUGUUGAUCUUGGUACCACAGAAGUAACUGAGGAAUUAAUCAUGGACUAUUUAACAUCUUUGGGAGAGUCGUCCUUCAGGGGAGAAUGCUACAAGCUUUUUGAACAUAACUGCAAUACCUUCAGUAAUGAAGUGGCCCAGUUUCUCACUGGAAAGAAGAUUCCAUCCUACAUCACAGACCUGCCUUCUGAGGUUUUAUCAACUCCUUUUGGUCAACUCAUUAAGCCAAUCCUCGACUCUGUCCAGAUUCAACCAGUGGCAGGAACCAGCAUCAAUGAGAAUAAUCGGAGCUAAUAGAAGCAACUCCGAGAGCUGCUGUCCGUGAAGACACGUGGUCACCAGCCUCGCAGAACUAAACAGUGAUCGCAAGAAAAAUGAAGAUUUCUCUUCAAGUAUCUUUCAUCAUACCUAACAUGUUGAAAAGUGGUAGAAAGUUUCUUUUCUAAAAUCUGUUUGAAAAAGUGCAUAUGCAUUGUACACAUACUUUACUGAACUUUAUAGUGCAAUAUUUCAAUUUUCAUGGCCCUUUGUUAGCUGUCUUUGAGUGAAUGAUGUUACUAGGCACUCAUGUGACUUUGCAUUCUUUCUUGCAAUACAAUAUUUUUACCCCUAU